UAUUAGUUCAAUUUAUUUGAACAUAUUUGUUUCAUUCUUAUCUCAACUAAAAUUAAAUAUCGUCGUCACACAACACAAUCUUAUCUUACAAUCAGUAUAACCACAUUUUUGGUACACGCAUUGUUGUAUUGGUGUGUUAAAUAUGUUAUAAUCUACCAUCAAAAUAUGGGUGCCGAACAUUCGAAAGAACGUCUAGAUUUAGUCGAACUCAAGGCCACCGCUAUAAUUGAAUCGUAUCGCCAGUCGAAUGGAGCAAUUGACAAAACGCAAUGCAUACAGCACCUAAAGAAGUUAAGUGACGAGGCUGUUAAGUGUAAGAAGGCUAGCAAGAAGAAGGUUGACCAUGCCAUACUGUUAAUCGAAGAUUUGAUCAGAGAAAUAAGCAGUGGUGAGCUAAGACGAGCAUCUGACACAUUUAUAGCCACAUCAUCAUUUGUUAACGUGCCUGUAAGUCGUAGGCAGUCCAGAUAUAGCGUGGCAUCUAGUAGUUCGUACGUAUCUGAAGUAAAACCGAAGAAAAAUCUUCUGGGGAAGGCUGUUCAACAACCUACCUCAAUGGGUGAUAUAGAAGGCCGAUUGAAGUCGUUGAAGCAAGAAAUCAAGACGGCCAUAGACAACAACGACAGCAAAUCCCUAAGAACCAUAGAAAAAACCAUCAACGUCCUCUCCACCGACCUUCAAAUGAUACAAGUUGAACCGAGUUCGCCUCUGCAAGAAAAACACGAAUCCAUUCAGCGACAGCUGACCACGUGUUACAACAAGGUGAACAAAGCUAUAAAGGAAAUACGCAAGAGCCGCGACAUGGACUACCAACUUAACCAAACCAACAAAACCGCCAACAAAAAACAAUUCGAUGCUUUGGAGAGAUCGGUGCAAGAGCAAGUCAUAAUGUUGGAUACUGCUUUGAAGACGGACAAUUCUCUUCUGGUCAAACACGUUUUUGACAAGAUUGAGGAAUUUAACGUGCUGUUGGUAGCCCUGGAUGACAGCCCUAGAAAGCAAAAGUUGACCAGGCAAGUGGACGAUAUGAGGAUCAAAACCAACGAGCGGUUAGCUAUGUACACCGUUGCCAAUAGGCUCACAGAGCACGAAAAGGACUUCGAAACAAUCAAAAACAAAAAGGACACAACGGAUAACAGGAAGUUAAUGGAGAACCUUAAAAGGCACGUGGAAAAUGUGCAAGAAAACAGCGAAAAUUCUAUUAAAAGAAAACGUAAACUACUUAAAGAAGUUACGGAGUAUAUAACAAAGUUAGACAGUGAACAAGUACUUUUGAGAAACCAAGCAAAUGACUUACCGAGUAUUCAAAGUCUUAACAACCUAUUUAAUGAGUGGAAUAAAACAAAGGAAGACUUGAUGGACACCAAAACAGUUGAAGAAGCUAAAAAUAUCUACCUCACAUUGACAAAAUUGGAAACGUCGAUAAAGGAGUGUAAAAACGAUAUUCAAACAAAGUUCGACUUCAGAAAAAGCCAGGUGUCAUUCAAAAAUGACACCAGCUCCCACGUUAGCAACAAAAGCUACACCAACCCUGCCCUAAUCAAAACCAAGGCAAAAAUCUAUAAUAUCCCCGUAGAUGAAGUCAAAAACAUCACAAACACUGCAGCUGUAGUCAAAGCCGACAAACAAGUGGAAACAAUGAACGAUAUUAGGAGUAUACAGAACAAGUUCGUCUUCAUUAAGGACAAACUGAAUACCGACCCUAAAAAUGAAGGUUGCAGGGUCAAGCUGCAGAAUUACUACGACAAACUAGGCGAAUAUACUGGGUGUACGAAUGAGAAUGUGUCGGAGAAGGCCAAAGUUUUGCAGAACGAAAUAAUGGAGGUUCUUGUUGGCUUACAAAGAAGGCCCGAGAGAAGAAGCUUGUUUCCCAACAGUAGAAUAUCAGUCGAGACUUCGCUAGAACGAAUUGUGUUGUUGCAAGGCAACGUUGAUGAUAUAGAGAAGGAAAUAUUGAAGGAUUUGGAUGAUGCUGCAGCCUUAGCCAAGCACAAAGAAGAGUUACUGGUGUGUAAGGAAAAACUGUCGAAGAUCAACAUCAACUCCCAGUACGAGAUGUUGAGAACCAGUAAGGAAGAAGUCGUGCAAAAAAUAAACUACUGCAUCAACCUUGUGGAAAGCAAGCUCAACUAUGGUUUCAAUAGGGACAGCAAAGAGGGUGUGAUUAAAGAAGAGUUAAACAAACUUAAAGACCAAGUCAAAAGGUUCUCUGGGGGAUACAAGAACGUUUUGUAUAACGAAAUCGAAACUAGAUUGAACAAACUUCUAUUGCAAGUCAGUGAGGGUAUACAGGAUGAAAAUACAGUACAGGAGUUUGUGAGGGAGAUCGAAAAACACCUAAAAAUAUUGGAGCAAAGAUCAACCAAAGCACAGAGCUUCAGGGAAAGUCUCGGUACUUCCUCCCUAAGCAAAAAACAGAAAGAGCUGAACAUGGAGAAGCAAAUAAAUGAAAUAAACGAAGAUUUGAGCAUUAUUAAAAGUGAAAUACGUAUCAUGGACCCGCUAGCUCUCAAAGGGCGUCUUAAUUUACUCAUAAUAGAAUUGGAUCAUCUGAAUUUGAAGUCAGACGAGAACUUGAAGAGCAAAAUUUGCGAUCUACAAGAAGAUAUAGCAGGGUGUAUUAACUUCGUCACCAACAGAAUAAACACUGAGUGUACAGAUGAAUCAUUUCGGGAUGAUGAUAUACUAAACAUCACCAGGGGUUCUAUAAGAAGUUCCAAGGAUAAGUUUAAGAAAAAUAAGGAGGAAGUCAAGCUCAACAACAUAGAAAUGAAAGUGGAACGUUUAAAGCAAAACAUUGAUGAUUUUAAGGGAUCCAAUGAAAGUCCAGAGUUCGAUGAACUCGACGAUGAAAUUGUUGAUCUUACCAACGAUUUGAGCAAAAUUGAUGUAACGUGCAAUGAAAAAUUGACUUUGCUGAAAUAUCAACGUAUGUCGGAGUUGGACUCAUUGGCAAAUAAGCUGGAGAAUAGAGCAAUACAAAGCAAGAGUUUGAGAAGGAUCGAGAAUGAUAUUGAGAUGGUUAAGAAGAUGAAGCCAAACUUGGCUCUUAAAGAAGACAUAGAAGAUUUGGAUGAAACUUUAACUUCCUUACAGAUAAGAUUAUCCAAGUUGGAUGUGGAUAGAGUGCUGCAAGAUAGAAAGGACAAAUGUUACGAUUUUAUUAAAAAUUACCUACUUAAGAUUAGAAGUAUUGUUGUUGAAAAUCAGGAAGGCACUCUUGUUUAAUUU
This is a messenger RNA of Brassicogethes aeneus, 3231 nucleotides long. The record is from the annotation of a GenBank genome assembly. NCBI's taxonomy places the organism in Eukaryota, Metazoa, Arthropoda, Insecta, Coleoptera, Nitidulidae.